Messenger RNA from Conger conger (European conger), 870 nucleotides. It is a transcript of the gene nrgna, whose product is annotated as neurogranin (protein kinase C substrate, RC3) a. The transcript has 3 exons. Gene Ontology annotation, molecular function: calmodulin binding. The coding region runs from base 120 to 311 and encodes 63 amino acids. The record is from RefSeq and is a predicted model, not a curated record. NCBI's taxonomy places the organism in Eukaryota, Metazoa, Chordata, Actinopteri, Anguilliformes, Congridae.
GAGAGAAGAAGAGAGGGAGGAAGGGAAGUUACACCUCGUUAUAGAAACUGCAUCCACCAGGACGUUAGUGCCGUGAAAUUUGUCUAUUUGAUAAAGGAGAUUUGAGUUGUCUCGUUGGAAUGGAUUGUCGCAACGCACAGCGCUCCCAACCACAAGACGAGGAUAUCAUGGAUAUUCCCCUGGACGACCCUGAGGCCAACAAGGCCGCAGCCAAAAUCCAGGCCAGCUUUCGUGGCCACAUGACCCGGAAGAAGAUGAAGGAUGAAAAACCUCGAGAGGAGGUGCAUAAGAAGCAGCGGGAACGGAAGUAGCCGAGGAAGACGAUGGCGCCACCAUGACUGUGCAGCUGGGUCCCCGGGGUUGGCAUAAGAAUAGAACAGCAUGCCCACUGCAAUAAUAACCACCGCUAUCACCUGAGAUAUAAAAUAUCAAUGUAAAAAUAAGCAUAUACAUAUAUAAACUAGGUUUUCGGGGUGUGUCGUCUGGUCAGUGAGCUCGCUCACCAUUUUUCUGUUUCCUGCAUUAUCUAUCCAAUCAGGGUUGAUGUCCGUGACCUAAGCAUGCAUUUUUGUCUGUGUGUUUUAAAAAUAAUAAUAAUAUCACUGUUGCUGCACUCUGUGGAAAUAUAAGCACACGUUUAAAAAUGCCAGUGGGUUUAAUAUGUUUCUUUGGCGGGGGGAGGUGGGGGGAUCAUUCAUGUUAUGUACUGUUUAUUUUCACUUUACUACUUUACUGUCUUAUCAUAUAAAGAAUAUAAAUAUACAGGAUGAUGAGGGAAUUUUUCAUUCAGAUGACACGACGGAUGAAGGCUUUUUCUAAGUUACAGGGUGAUGUUGCUUUGACUGUUUAAUAAAGCAGAAAAUAAUUGCG